UCCCCAUGGGACUGCGGCGGCGGGGCGACUGGAUGCCGCGGAGAAGGCAGGAUUUCAUCGGCAUUGAGCCGCGUUGGAUGAGGAUAUCGGGCCGCUACAUGACGAUGUUCUUGCCAGGCUUUAGUUUCCUAGUGUUGGAUUCCUGGGCUCCCGGCAUUCGAUCGAAGAACAGGUUUUGGUCUUGGCAGCUACUGAGCAGGUUGUGACUGGCGGCGCAGGAAAGCCAUGGUGGAGCCAUGGCUGGCUUUCUCUGCGGGUGGUAGCGAUGCCAUUCCCGGUCUCUCGGAAGGGAUCAUUUUUCCGGAGAGGGAGGAAAGCGCUCUUCAGGCUUGCUUGUUUCGAAACAAGAGCAGGAUCAGGGAAUUCUUUAGCGAGGCACGGGUUUCCAAAGAGCCAGUUUUGGUUAGAGUUUUGGUCGGCUCCAAGGAAGGGAUUGAGAAGUGGCUCAAAGUCUCUGGCCCCGCGUCCUGUUGUCUUUGGGUUGAGAUCAGUGAUGACAGGCUGACUAGAGGGAUCGUUCCAAGCAGUGGUGAGGAGUUUUUUACAAGCCAGGUGAAGCUGGCAUACAGGUUCCGAGCAGUAACAGCGAGCUACUUGACGAUCUUGGCCGGGACUUUUGUUGUUCUGUCCGCCUACAGGAAGUCCAGGUUUGAGUUGCGAGAGAAUGGCGGUGGCACCGAAGCUCAUAGUCUGUUCGUCAAGUGGUUGCUCAUCAUGCCUGCUACAGCGUUCCAUCAGCUCUUGUGCAUGGUCGAGCCUGGAGGAGCUUUAGCGGAGUUUCAGAUAGUUCUGAGACAACUGGUGGACAGCACAAACUUUGCGGAUGUCGGAUUUCGGCACUUGGACUUUUCGUGCUGGCUGGCCCAUUUUCCAUUUGUGUUGACGUUUGAAGGUGUGGAUUUGCUAGUGAUGACCCGGGACUUGAGAUGGACUAUUAUGAGGUUCGAUUGCUCGGAGGGGAAGCUGAAAAUCGGUAAGGGCAGGUUCUCGGCGGAUACGUCACGCGAGAGUUUGGGUGUCAGUUUUUAUUCAGAGAAGGCUUUUCAGGUGCACGAGUGGGAGCUAUGGGACAGUGUUUCAAUGGAACAGGAUGCACGGCGGAUCGGUACUCUUGGUGCCAUUGUCUUCAACAACUUUUACGUGGAAAAGGAAGGUUUUGUAGGUGGCGUUGCAGUUCGCGGGUUUCUUGACUGCCUCGUUAACUCUUGGAAAGAAGCUGGACACAAGGUGAAGUUCAUCUUUUUCAUUUCGGGGAUGACACUGUUCGAGUGUAAGUCGAGUGGCAUGUUUCCUAGUGCUCGUCUUUCAAAGGAAGAGCAGUCGGCACUGUCAAAGCUACAGGUUUCCAGCAUCAAAGAAAGACGCCAAGGCCUAGCAGCUCUGGUGGAGUUUCUGCUGGGUGGAAUGCAUGAAAAUGGCGCCGAAAACGUUAUUGGACAAAGCGUUAGAGGCAUUGUGCCAAGUGCUCGGGACACGGCAAUCAACUGGAAUACUUUCCACGAGACAGGUUCUGACGGGGUUUACGCUUCGUCCAAGUGCUGUGGCUCGUUUAGUGUGCAGAACAACGGAUGGCUGAGGCUUUUAGAAUGGCUAGACAGAAGGUUUUUAGAGAGACUGUUAGAAGAGGCAUUGCUAGUUGUCGACUCAGGGGGAAGAGGUGCGAGCAAGGUGGUAGAAGCGUUUUUAAAGGUUAUAGAGGUUAUUCCAGGUGAAGCUAGUAGCAGUAUAGGUGCUUUUCUCCUCACGCAUUUGGAGGACGCAGUUAGCAGCAUUCUAGACUCGGUGUGUAGACAUAGCAGUGCAGGUAAGAACAGUGACCAGGAAAUGUUUUCUAUUCAUGUAGAGGGGAAGGAAGGACAGGAUAGUAGCAGGGAAGUGGAAAACCUUGAGAAAAUGGUGCAUCUCAGCAACAUGCUAUCCGCUAUUGUUCAUGGAUCCUCUAUCGCUGCAGCUGUUUUUGCUGAUCUGAUAGCUGGGACAGCAGUGGAUGCUGUUAUCGACCUCAUUCAAGUUUACUACUUCGAAGGAAGUCGCGGGGAAGUCUCUCCUUGCGGUGAUCUUCCAGGAGAGGUUCUGGAGCAAGAUAGAGUGAUGCAUUCUUAUCCUGUUGUCGGUGCUGCUCCGGAUGCAAGCGAUGAAGAUCAUUCAGCCACUGUGGCAUUCUGUCCGUUUUCGUCAAGCGGGAUAAACGCAAUUCUUCAAGGACAACAAGUAGCUACUUUUAAAAGCUCUUGCCAGUCAAGUGGAUUUGCCAAGGUGCUACUGAAGCUGGUAUUAAAGAGAGUAGGAGCUGUUUCAACCGUAAAAGGAUUCCCACUUCCGAAUGGCGGCAGAUCAGGUGGAAAAAAGACCAGUUUGAAGGCAAGUAGAGCUUUCAGGCUAAUGCUCCCUCGGGGUGGUACAAAGGAGGUCUCAUCCAACUCGACUAAGGCAUCAGCUGUCAUAUGUCAUCUUCUAUCUGCAGCGGCUGUGAUGCUUACCAACAGAAGCUCUUCUUUAGCACAGACAAGACGAAAGCUUGUACAAGAGUUCAAAGGACCACGUAAGCUGCUACUGAUUAGCUCGUUUGUCGAAGAAUUGGUGCGGACAGUUUGUGAUGGCUCUCCGGAGAAGGCACACGAGCAUAUCUUUCAGAUUAUCCACGUACUCGACGAGUCCGAUGAGCACAAGUCUCAAGGUAGCAGAUAUCCAGUUUUGAUGCUUUCGGAGAUUCAGUCGAGGAUCAAGGCCACUUUGUCAGACCACAAAGCCAGGGUCAUGGAAAACGAUGGGAAGCAGACAGAACAGAUGGUGUCGCUCUGGGAAGUGUGGGUCGCGCUCGGAUCACUCCUGCAGGUUCUAAGCUCCUUUGCUUGCAAAUGGCCAGAGGAAGGUGGUGCACUGCUAGUAUUUCAGCGUUGCGGAGCAGAGGUGGGUGCAGUUUUACACUUGCUUUCUUCUUCCGAAGGUCCAGCUUCGUGGGGUGGCGGAGAGCUCCUAGUUAUGCAAAACAUUCUACGGCUAUUCGCUAUAUGCAUGCAGAAUUCGCACUGUAGGCAAAGGGAACUGGAUAAUCUCCUGUGGAACACGCUGAUCGACAAGAACUGGGAGUUCAUUCGACGCUAUUCACAGUGGGUCGUUGUGGACGCCUGCCAUGACUGCACUUGGGAUCUUCUGGAGGAGUCUUUGUGGAGUGUUUGGGAGCCUUUGGAGUUUCGCGAUUUAUCAGACCCCACAGGUGAUCUUUUCUCAAGCUGGCUACCGAGGUGGUUGCCAAGUAUGCAGUGCGAGGAGAUUCCGGUUAUAAACCUCGUCUCGUUUCUUCGGCUAACUAUCGGGCUCAUCCAGAGGAAGGCAGACAGAGAGAAGAACUUGCUUUUGCCGGGAAAAACUCGAAUACUGCUGGAGUUUUUGAUGAAUCCUGUUACAGGACUGCUGAUGAAGCUGCUCAAGGGCGAUGGUUUCAGCAAAAAGAAGAUGAUCCCUCAGAAAGACUAUGAAGCUGCUUUCUUCCAUUUGAAGCACGUCAGAGAAGAUUUGCGGAACUUGAUACCUUUCUGCACACAGAGGCAAGGUAUCUCAGGGAGAGUUCCUCAUCCUGUACCUGCAUCACCUCAAGAAUCAACCAACAGGCAGCAGCGGGGAACUGAGAGAUUUGGCGGUAAUGCGGUAGAAGGUGGCCAAGUAUCCGGUCCGGCAAGUGUUUCGUACAACCUCUCCUACCUUGCAGCCACGAACUUAGAGAUAGCCAGUCUUCAGCUUUUGGCUAGUAUCUUCGGGCUGAGCUUCCAUGGCCAAAGGCAUCGCACGACGCUCAGCCAAUCGCUUUUGGGAAGAACGGCUGCAAGAAAUCCAUUUCUAGGGAAGGCUUAUGCUUAUCCCUUCCUGGAUUUCCAUUUCCUUCGGCUUAUACAUCUCUACUACGUCAACUUGCUGCAAGGACGGAAACUGAAACUUGCCGAGCCAACUCUCGAGAAAGUGAGCGAGAACAGCUGCACUUUAGCCUGGUGCUCGGAUAAUGAAGCUCCCUGUUCUGAGGCGGAAGUUAGAGACGAGCAGCUCUCACUUGAGUGUGCGGUACACGUACAAGUGCUGCUGGCAUUGGCGCAAAAUCAAAGUGACGACGUGACUCUGAGGUUUAAGCAGCUCAGAGUGAUGGAUUUCCUGGUUCACCAGAUUGCCCUGGAGUACGAGGCCUCUCAAGUAGCGACUCCGAGGGACGUAGUCAGGAUAAACAAGGCAUUGGCAUCGCAGCUAAGGAGCUCGGCGAGUUCGUUUCGCACUAAGAAUGUUGGAGAUCCUAGCGCACGUACGUCCGAAACCAGCCAUCCGAGCAUGGAGUCAAGUGUAUCAAGCGACGUCACAACACCAUCAGUGGCAGGCUUGAAAAAAGGACUUUGCUUACUUUCGCCAGAGUUAGAAGGCUCGAACAAGUCCUGCCUUGUGCAUAAGAAGUUGGAGAAGUCCUUGUCCAAAGACAUGCCAAAGCUGGAGCUCGGGUUCCUGUCAGCUCGAACUCUGAGCGCGGUACAGUCAUCAUCGUGCGAGAGCUACUUGCUAAGCAGACCCUUCACCGGCAGGCACGAAUUUCUACAGAAGUGGCAAGAGGUUAUGAAGCCUGCGGUUCCAAUGCAUCCUGUCCACGAGCAAGCGAGUGAAAAGGUCGCAUUUCCAGUGACAGUUGACGAGAACAAUCUAGCAGAGGAUAUUGAAGGCGAUUUUGCUCCUGAGAAAGUGGUCUACACUGGGAAGUUUUUCGAUCUGAACGAAGAGGUGGAGCGAGAACUUGCAGAAGAAGAUGGACAGGAUCGACCAAACAGUGACAACGACAGCAGCGAUUCAGAGUCUCUCACUCACUCUGAGGAUGAUUCCAUUGGAAGCUUAGCAAACGAGGGUGGCAAGGCAUCGUUUCGACCGUUCAUACCGAAGCUGAAUCUUCCAAGAUCUGCUAGGAAGGGCGAUCAAGAAAACAGUGCCGAGGAGGCAAAGCCAGAGAUUCAGGUCUCCAAGCCUGGAAACAAGUCGCCGGGCGUUUCUCUGGCAGGAGACGGGCAAACUUCAGGUGGCAGCUGCAAGCUCACCACGCCUUACGAAAUGGAGCGCUCGCAAAGAAGACUUUACCGGAACUCGAGCCUCCAUCUUUUUCUACUCGAGCUUUACAUAACUUUGAUGCUAACACCUCAGGGGACUUUGGACCAGAGAUACAGUGAUAGGUUCCAAACUGAGAAGCAGAAACUCAACGCUCCAUUCUUCCUGUUUUAUCAUCUGAAUCAUGUAGCAAAUUCUUAUUUGCUUCCCUGCUUAACGGAGAGGAUGAAAGCGUUUCAUCACUCUGCCUUCAGAAUCUUAAGGCUUUCCUGGAGAGGACUUUUCAACUCGUCACUAUACAGGAAUCGAAUUCGUAUAGCUCAUGGCGCAUUUGCGCAGAUCUACAAAGCCACAGUUAAUGAGGAAGAUGGGCCAAGGCUAGUGGUUCUGAAGACUGUGGAACUUCCUAAAGGACCUUACGAACCUUGCAAGUUUUUCGACGUAUACUCGGAAGUCCAGAUUUUGGAGAAGUUCUUGGGAGAACCGAAAAUCAGCCAGUUGCUUGACUACGGCUUGGAAUCAGAAACUUUUGUGCUCGUGUUGAAGCACUACAAGUGCAGCCUUCGUGCAUGGAGGCUAAAUCAGGGAGGCUUGCAUUCGCAUAAAUCGGGCAAGUCCUUUGUCGACCGGCUCCCGCUUUACCUUGAGGUGUAUGCUGCAGUUCUUGACGCGGUGAAAGUUCUUGAAGCUCACAACGUCGUUCAUUAUGAUCUGAAGUGUGACAAUGUUCUCCUUGAACCUGUUGACUCUGUUAUUUCAGAGGAAGAGUUUUGGGAUCCUACAUGGCCACCAUCAGAAGAAAAUUCACAUCCUUUACCAUUCAGAGUGUGCCUCGCAGACUUUGGCCAGAGCAAAGCGUCCGUGUUUCAGGGAGGAGAAUGCACUGUUCGAAACAGGGGAACAGAAUACGUUAAAAGUCCAGAAAUGCUCAAGCUUUUGCGAACAGGAGGGGAUGCUAGUCUUGAUACAUGUGUUGGAAAAGCAGUGGAUGUUUGGGGCCUCGGGUGCCUCCUCUACGAGCUCCUAGCAGCAGAGUACCUUCUUUAUGACGAAGAUUGGAUGCGUUUCUUUAUCCGCGUGACGACAAAUUCAGAGGAGCUUAUUACAAACGAAAAAGCAGAGAAAGUUGGAAACUUUGGCCCUGUGGUGGAGUUCAUUCGCUUCGUUCUUGUGCGGGAUCCCUGUAGACGUCCCACCCUGGAUGAAGUCAUGAUCCAUCUCAGGCAGCUACAAGAAAGCUUGGGUAGACCAAAGACGAAAGCCCCAGACACCGACAUUUCCAUGUCAUGUGUCGUCGACGCUGCCCGUGACAAGCCUGCCGAAUCUCUGGAGCCUGAAUCACCAAAGGUUGCGAAAAAGAGCCUAGUAUCUUGGCUGUGCUGCGGCUGCUGGAAUCGUCCUUGAACAGUGAGCUGGUAAAAUCUGAAAAGCUUCCGGUUUUCUGCUCCGCAUUGGCGUCAGUCCGAGUCAUAUUUCGGACUCGAAGUACCAAGCGAGACUUUAUCAAAGACUUCUGGGAAAUUUGGCUGCGUGAAGAUAAAACAACAAAAGCUCUAACUUGCCAUUGUUCUUUCUAGAAGCACUUCGACUUCACACAGAAUUGAUUUCGUGCGCUACCUGGCUUUCCAGGUGGAAGAAAAUACUCUCCGCAAUGGCAAUACACCCUCGCGUUGCUUCUCUCGUUGAAGAGCUUUCUCACUCACGUAAACGAGAGAAAAAUAAAUAAAUUGAAGUUUUACAAUAGGUACGUA
Selaginella moellendorffii is the source of this 6818-nucleotide messenger RNA. RefSeq lists its product as uncharacterized. The record is from RefSeq and is a predicted model, not a curated record. The transcript is spliced from 11 exons. Lineage: Eukaryota; Viridiplantae; Streptophyta; Lycopodiopsida; Selaginellales; Selaginellaceae. Bases 226 to 6471 code for a protein of 2081 amino acids. Gene Ontology annotation, molecular function: ATP binding; protein kinase activity. Gene Ontology annotation, biological process: protein phosphorylation.